AACUUUCUUACUCAUGUGUGGAGUAUAUGUACAUAUCUUUUUCAUCUUUUUGCUUCUAUCAGCUGUAUUUACUUUUGAAUACGCUCAACGGCUAAUAUGGUUGCAGGUAAUUUUUGCUCGAUUUUUUGCAGACUCACCAUCGGAUGGCUUUGUUUUUGUGAGACGACUUCAUUUGAGUAUUGGACUAUGCGCACCCUUUUUUACCUCGUCGAUGAAAGUGCAUGCAUCUUCGAUUGUGGAAAGUGAAAAUUUUAGUGCUUUGAAGCCAAAUAUUGUCCAAGCUAUUGUUUGUCUAAAGGAUUGGACAUUUGAAGAAGCAAAAAUGGAAUCACAAUUGGAUGAGCUUUGUGGGAUGGUAAUGAAGAUUAAAGUUGAUGAAGAAGAAGAAGACAUAUCUUACCCUAGUCCAAGUCCAUGUCAAAGUCUCGAUCAACAUGAAUUCAGCUCAAAAGCAUCUUCCUCGGCCACCAUAUUUUAGAUUGUGAUGAUUUGUAGAAACUAGAAACUAAUUAUGAUACUUGUUAUGAAUAUGAUGAAUGAUGAUAGAUUGAUAGUUGAACUUUGAAGCAUGUUUAAUUUUAUUAUGAAAUGUAAAUAUAAUGUUUGGGUCAAAUGGGUCAAAUGACCUGAAAUAUAUGGGUUUAAUGACCCAUUUAAUUAGCAGGUUAAAUGGGUCAUUAGCAGGUUGACCCGACCUGCUACAUAUCAGGUCGGGGUUUCAAUUUUUGACCCAUUUAAUUAAAUGGGUCAGGUUCAGGUCAAGGGUCUAUUGACCCAUUUAUAUA
Molecule: messenger RNA, 785 nt
Organism: Amaranthus tricolor (Joseph's coat)
Lineage: Eukaryota; Viridiplantae; Streptophyta; Magnoliopsida; Caryophyllales; Amaranthaceae
Exons: 3
Coding region: 14-478 (154 amino acids)
Source: RefSeq, a predicted model, not a curated record